UAGAACAAUAUAAUCAUAUUUUGGCACUUAUUUCACUGCGAAGGUUUUCAUUAAAACAAAGGGGUUCUCUUCUGCGAGGCAAACCUAGAAAUUGAAGAGGGGGCGCAAGUAUGGCAAAGCAUAUGCGAUUAGCAAGAAAUGCGAUCACGCAGAUGCUGGCGAAUUCUCGUUCGCAGUAUCAUCAUCAUCAUCAGUGGAGGGGGGAAGCGGCAUUAGCGAACGCCCAGGCAGCUGAGAGCGGAGGAGGAGUAGUAGAGCGGCGGGUAAAAUGGGACUACAGAGGGCAGAGGAAGGCACUGCCGCUGGGGCCGUUGGUGCCCGACAUCGCAGUGGAUGCGUAUGUGGCGCCCAAUGCGGUGGUUUGCGGGCAAGUGGAGGUGCAGGACUCCUCCUCCAUCUGGUACGGUUCCGUUCUCCGCGGCGACCUUAACAAAAUUUUUGUGGGCUUCUGCUCCAAUGUACAGGAAAAAUGCGUUCUUCACGCUGCUCCCUUUUCGCCAACAGGCCUUCCUGCAGAGACAUUCAUUGAUAGGUUUGUUACAAUUGGUGCAUACAGUCUCUUACGAUCAUGCCAUAUUGAGUUUGAAAGCAUUAUAGGGCAACGUUGUGUUCUCAUGGAAGGUUCCUUGGUAGAAACACAUGCAAUCUUGGAAGCUGGAUCGGUUCUUCCUCCAGGACGCCGAAUUCCUUCAGGUGAACUUUGGGCUGGAAAUCCUGCAAGGUUUGUAAGGAUGUUAACACCUGAUGAAGUUGCAGAAAUCCCUAAGAUUGCAAAAGCUGUUAGUUAUAUUGCACAAGAUCAUGCCUCUGAAUUUUUGCCCUACUCUACAGCAUAUUUGGAGGUGGAAAAGUUGAAAAAAUCCCUUUCCAUUCCUCUCUGAGUAAUUGCUUGGUUUGAUAUGUCGAUAAUUGAUGGGUAGCUCAUAUGCUCAUUGAAUUUAUUCUAACUAAGUUUGUGUUUCCAUUCAGUUGCAGAAUUUUUGCUAGACAUGUCAGUGAUUGUAGAAGUUUAUCUUUCCAUGAAGUUUUUGAAAACCACAAUAAAUUAUUAGACCCAUUUAGUAUUUA
Molecule: messenger RNA, 1068 nt
Organism: Cryptomeria japonica (Japanese cedar)
Lineage: Eukaryota; Viridiplantae; Streptophyta; Pinopsida; Cupressales; Cupressaceae
Product: gamma carbonic anhydrase-like 1, mitochondrial
Exons: 2
Coding region: 111-881 (256 amino acids)
Source: RefSeq, a predicted model, not a curated record